CUUCUCUAUGAAUGCAAUGUAUGGAAUGUUGUUUGCAACUGGAAUGGUUAGUUUGAUUUAUUUUAUUUUAUUUUUUUAUUCCCCUUCAGGUUGUUGUGCUUGAUAGAUAAGUUGGUUGAGAUGGAGGCUGAAAUCGACGCCGAUUCACCACUUGAUUAUGCUGAAUUUCAAUUAUUUCCAAGCCGGGACAGACUUUGUUGUAGGUAUGAGGCAUGUGUAUGCAGUGGCAACAAGGUAGAAACAAUAGCAUCUGGACUUUUGGGACAGCUGGCACUGCAUUUACCUGAACUAAAAAAUUUGUUGUCAAGAGGAUCCAAUGCCAACUUCAAACUUCAACCACCCAAAAAUCUUGAUAGUUCCCUGUGGUUCACAAAAUCAACAUUAACAAGAUUUUUACGUAUUGUUGGUUCAUCGGACACACUAAAUACCACCAAUGCUAUUGGAAAUGAGAUAACUCAACUGGAGGAAGCCAGAAAAUUUCACCUUUCUUUGUAUACCAAGGAUCAUCGGGAUCAUUCUGGAGAUGGAGCAACAGCUAAAUACUCAGUGAUUGUUGGUGCCCCUUCGCUAACAGACUGCUGCAACCUGAAUGGUGUGGAACCACAGAUUAAGGAUGAAGUUGAGAUUGUGUCAUCAGAUGCAACGAAGAAUGAAUUGCUGCGAGCAAUGGAUUUGAGGCUAACAACAUUAAGAGGAGAAUUAGCUGCUGCUUUCAACCAGGUUGCUGGAGCCACAUGCUCUUCAAAGCAGGUCUCUGAUAUGGAAAAGCUUUCUCAACAUUUUGGAGCCAUAGAUUUGAGAUCUUUAUGCAAGAAUUUCAGUAUGAGCGAUGCCCAAGAAAGGUUCAGGAACAUUCGCUUGCAGGAGGAAUAUGAUACCCAUGAUCCAAAAGGAGAUUGUGGCAUGGUAUUGUCCUUUCUCAAAAAGAGGUCAAAAAUCAUUGAAAUAGUAGCUGCCCAUGACAUUGUCUUUGCUCUUGCGCAAUCUGGUGUUUGUGCUGCAUUUAGCCGAGAGGCUAACCAGAGGAUAUGCUUUUUGAAUGUCAGUCCUGAUGAAGUCAUACGAAGCUUGUUUUACAAUAAAAACAAUGAUUCUCUUAUCACAGUCUCAGUUUAUGCUUCUGACAAUUUUAGUUCUUUGAAAUGCAGAACCACCAGGAUUGAGUACAUAAGGAGGGGUAAGCCAGAUGCAGGUUUUGCUCUUUUUGAGUCUGAGUCACUGAAAUGGCCUGGUUUUGUGGAGUUUGAUGAUGUAAAUGGGAAGGUACUCACCUAUUCGGCACAAGAUAGCAUAUACAAGGUGUUUGACUUGAAAAACUACACGAUGUUGUACUCCAUAUCAGACAAAAAUGUUCAAGAGAUUAAGAUCAGUCCAGGCAUCAUGUUGUUGAUUUUUACCAAAGCUAGUGGCCAUGUUCCUCUUAAGAUUCUUUCAAUAGAGGAUGGUACAGUUCUCAAAACUUUCAAACAUCUCCUUCAUCGGAAUAAGAAGGUGGAUUUCAUUGAACAGUUCAACGAGAAGCUUCUUGUCAAGCAAGAAAAUGAGAAUCUUCAGAUUCUUGAUGUUCGCAAUUCUGAACUAACAGAAGUUAGCAGAACUGAAUUUAGGACUCCAUCUGCAUUUAUAUUUCUAUAUGAGAACCAGUUGUUCCUGACAUUCAGAAACAGGACGGUGGCUGUUUGGAACUCCCGUGGGGCGCUCGUAACUUCAUAUGAGGAUCACCUCUUGUGGCAUCCUGACUGCAACACAAACAACAUAUAUAUCACAAGUGAUCAGGAUCUUAUAAUUUCCUACUGCAAAGCUGAUUCAGAUGAUCCAUUAUCAGAAGGAAAUGCAGGUUCUAUCAAUAUCCGCAAUAUCUUGACCGGGAAAUGCCUUGCUAAAAUAAGAGCAACCAAUAGUUUUCCCAUAGGUGAAUGCAGUUGUAGUGGAUGUUGUAAUGGCAGAAAUUGCAGUUCAAAUAUGCGGAUCCGAGCUUCCAGGAUUAGAAGCACUGUUGCAGAAGCCCUCGAGGACAUCACUGCUCUCUUCUAUGACGAAGAACGUAAUGAGAUCUAUACUGGCAAUAGACAUGGCCUGGUUCAUGUAUGGUCUAACUGCAGGUCGUAUCUUCCCUCACAUCCCUUUAGACUCCAAGCUCGUUCUUCCAUAUGAUUGAAAUCAUUCUGCUUCCGGCUGCAAGAACUACCGGGAACUGUGCUAUUAAAUCGUGCUGUUUUUUUUCUUUUCUUUAAAUUCAUAGCAUGUGUUGCUUUCUUUGCUAAGUGAAUUUUUUUUUUCUUUUUUUUAUUCUCUUUGGUGUAAUUGAGGUUGGGCCCUUGGAAGUUGAGAUGUUAAAUGUUUGUACCUGUUGUAGAUGAGCUGCAGGUAGAUAGUUGAAGUAAUGUAAUAGCUGUUUGUGGGAAAUUUAACAUUUAUGCUGUGUUUGGUUGGGGAUUUAGAGAGAAAUUUGGAAAGGGAAAGAAAAAAGGUGUGAAACUAGGUGAAAUAUAGGUAUAUUUUAUUCACAUUUCAACUAUUUUUUCCAUUUUUCCUUCCAAAUCUCUUCCCAAAUUCUCUAACCAAAUACAGCAUUAAGGUUGGGAGUGUUCGCCAAGCCUCGUUGCCGUCGCUUUUGGAAAUAUAUUUUGUUCCAUGCUUGCUGUUA
Camellia sinensis is the source of this 2647-nucleotide messenger RNA. The record is from RefSeq and is a predicted model, not a curated record. Lineage: Eukaryota; Viridiplantae; Streptophyta; Magnoliopsida; Ericales; Theaceae.